CCCCCGAUCAGCGAGAUGAAGUGGGAUAGGUGUCAUGCUGUCAGCUGGAGACAUUGAUCUGGAACGACGCUACCUACUCCGUUUACGGAGGACGUGUACCUGAAGUGUGCCUGAUGUGUAGGCCGCUGUUCCGGCAAGCGACGCCUCUCUGUGGGUGUACUAGUUGCGCUCAAAUAAAAUAAGAUAAAUUGCCGGCAGAAAGGCAAGACCACGAAUAGAAUGACGAAAUAAGUGGCUAGCUUCCGCCCAGAAUAACUAUUUAAGAGUCCAGCUCCUGCUAAAAUUAUAGUAAUAUCACAGUUGCUAUCAUCAAAAACGAGGAAAAAAGCGAUUUCUUAUUGCGUCGUAUGCUGUCUGACCGAACGGAUACUCGGUUAACAAACAGCAAAGUUGCAUGUACCUCUGAAACAGUAAAAUGGAAUUGAUCAGCAUAGCGUUGGUGUCACUGUGUUUGAUAUUCGACGUGACAUACUUCGUCAAGGUAGGCCUCCAAUGUCUUCCGUACCUACUUGGCUUCAAGAAGAAGAUACGAGACGUGCACGAAGACGUUGAAUCGUACGGCAUCUGUUUACCAUUCGAUUUGGAUUAUAUGUUGCAUAUGAACCAUGGUAAAUACCUUCGCAGUUUCGAGUAUGCAAGGGGAGUAUUUGUUGGUGAUACAGGACUGCUAGACUUCGUUCUCGACCUCCGAAAGACAAACCGUAAUUUCGUAAUCGCUGCUAUGGCGAUUCGUUACCGGAAGCCGGUGACUUGUUUUGAGACAUACAAAAUUAUCACCAAGUUAGUCUUAGCCGAAGAUCGACACCUGUUCUUCGAACAGUGGCUCGUCGGCAUUAAGGACGAAUUUAUCAAGGCCGCCUGCUAUUGCAAGGUAACUAUGACCCAAUCUGGAGACCUACGGGAAAUUUUGCAAGCGCGAGGAAUUGAGCCCAGGGUCUUCUGCGGACCUAUUACGGAGGAUCUUCAUCAUUUCAUCGAGUUGAACCGGGCCUCUAGUGAGAAGCUUAACCCUACAAGGGGAGCCUUAAAAGUCGAACAAAAAAAACCUACCAAAAAGGAGGAAUAGUUGUAUCGAUAGUAAUAAUUAAUCUACUACGGGGGGCUAAGUGUUGUAUAAUGUAUGCGGUAUAAUAUAUUGGAUAUAGCCCUGUUAUACAUAUGUUCUUGGUGACGCGAAUAUUUAACGACUGGCAAACCGAAUGCGUAGGAAUUUCCCAGUAUGAUACCUAUUUUGAUUGAUGCCUAUCGUGUAAAUGUACGAUAUCGUGAUGCUGAAUGAUCGUAUCUUCUCGCGCGCUUUAUUAAAAUCGCAAUUUCUUCUUAUAGAUUCGUUCCAUACGUACACAGCUCUCGAAUAAUGCAGGAUGCAUUCAGGUACCGAGCUACAUUGUAAAACAAUGAUGAGAUGGCCGGCGUACAGCAUCAUUGUAUUGCAUAAUUUCACUGUGUUUCACUGUGUUUUUGUUAUUUCGGUGAAUGCUUAGUGUAACAGUGAAAACCUUAAGUAACCCUUAUUAUAAUUCCGAAGCCAGAUCGCCAUAUUUUUGUGGCUCGACUAUAUACGAUUUGGUUUUCGCAAACUUUGGCAAAGAUGCAAUUCUAUUCUGUGCUCAAAUGUUAUUAGAAUCCAUAUAGGAGUAGAAAAUAAUCCAGGUUUUUUUCGGCCCGGUAGAUCAUUCAAUUGUAUUGAAGCUGUUACUUCCGAGGACUGCCACAUAAGUACUUGUGGAGAGUUGAAAACGCGUGUCUUUUUGAGGUCACUUUAUCUAAGCUGUGUGUAAUAAUCCGACCGUCUCCUUUUAUACGUUAGGUUAUCUUUGAGGAGCCAACAUAACACGUGUUAAUUAGUAAACCAAGUCCUUAUCGAAAGUCAUAUGAUGAAAGACCACUGAACUAAGUAAUAAGUUCGUCAUCUAUCACUGCAUCUACAUUUCUUUUCAAAACCUCACCUAUAGGCGUAGCCAUUGUUAAAUAGCCCGUGUAAGGCCAAACUGAGUGUCGCUUGGCAUCACGGCUAUGGGCAUUUCUAUCUUUUUGAGAUACUUUAGGUAGGCGCAUAAAAUAGAUGCGGGCUUAAGUUAUAUUAGUUUAUAAAGAUGCUGAUCUCUUGACAGGGAGUUUAAAUAACUUCUGUAGGGGCGGGGGCUAUCAAAGGGUUUACGAUAUGUUAAGUUUGCUAAUCGAACGCGAAUUUUGAUCAUUUUCGUGUUGGUAGUGGAUGAUUAAUUUACAUGUUACUAGUUGUUACCUUGUUAGUGGUUGAUCUUCAGCUUACAGUUAUAUCUAUAUGGUCGCUGACUAAGUUAAAAAUCAAAAAAAGAAAUAAAAAUAAUUUAACAAAAGCUAGAAAGCUUAUAUAUAUAUAUAUAUAUAUAUAUAUAUAUAUAUAUAUAUUAUAUGGGGCGCUCUAUUUUUAAUUGCUGUUAAUAGUUUUGAUUUUUUCGUGAAAAACCAAAUAUGUUAUUAUAAGCUCUUGAAAUGUUAACUAGUGGAUCUCGUCAAUUCAAACGCGCGGCAGCAUGUUUCCAGCAUGCUUACGUAAUUGAACUCAUAGCUACAAGGUAGGUUAAAAAGCACGGCUUUGAAAAGCCCCUGUUUGUUACCGUUUCAUUUUAGAAACUUACAUGUAUUGCACUUGCAACUGUCGGUAAAAGACAAAAAACAAUCGAAUAAAAACGUUCUGAUAACAACAAUUAUCUGAUUGUGUAGAAGUAAAAAACGUUGGUUAAUAGUAUACCUAUUAACACCGCCGAAAAACUAGGACAUAAUCAAGCACUGGAUUACUAGAGGCAAUAUGCCUUUUAAAAGCCUGAUCAAAGAAAAUGCUUGCUAAUACACAAAUAUCAUUGCCUGUCACCAUUUAGCACUUGUGGCAACGACAUGGAGUACGACAGUAUUGUCUUAAGCUCGUUUUGUUUUGUUUUGUUUGUAAUGAGGUGAACAUCAUGCGUCUCCAGAUGUUCAGGUUUGGAGUACCGAAUUUUGUUGUUAGGUUAAACGCCUAUGUAUUAAAACAAGGUGUGAUAAAUGUAUCUUGUCAUUUUCAAAUUUUUUUGAUCCAAACACACACCCACACGCAGAAAAAAAAAAUAUAUAUAUAUAUAUAUAUAUAUGUAGGUCUCUAAUGAGUAACUAAUUUUGUGGAGGAAAUACGUCGUACGUGAUACUAUGUUCAGGGCUAUAUCAACAAAAAAUCGUAGAGCAAAAGCGAUAGCACAACUUGUUAUUUGUUUGUUAUGUUCCGGAACUGUUUUUUUGCCCAAUUUCAUCUUGACUGUAAUAGUAGGACAGCAAAAAAGCAUAUGCCACUGAAGCUCUAUGUGGAAAAAUGAAAAGUGAAUAAUCUCAAUUUCACGUUCGGUCUCAUUCGAUAAAAUUUGACGGUGGUAUGAAAAAACUAAAUAGUUCAAUUAAGACGACCUUUAGUUAAUCCUAUGUUUAUGUUACAUAUAUGCAGGGUGUUGAGCCUAAAUCUGGACUUCGUGCUGCGUUUCUAAGACUGCAUCUAUUCUAUAUCUAUCUAAGACUUCAGGUAUUUUAACGUUACUAUUUUGCAUGCGCUAAAAGUGUCAUUUAGACGGCUAUAAUUAUUUUACAUUACUGCCGUUUUCCCCGACUACAACUAUAAUAAUAAAUUACUCAUUAGCCAUUCUCGUAAAGCGUUUUUUGGUGCGUGAACACUUGUUAAUGUAUAGACAACAAAUUUCGGUGAAAUUAUAUUUUGGAUUGAUAUCCCGCCUACGAAAUUCAACGGGUCGAAACUGCCAAAAAGUCCAAAAGGGGCAAAAUAUCUCCAAAAGAGUAAUUGAUCAAGCUUAUCUAUCUAGAUGGCCACUCUCUUUUGUCCAAAACGGCUGUUAAUUUUUAUUAUGUCGCUUUUUAUGCAAUUUGUGAAGAUUUUCUACCUCAUGACGAAUCUGACUAUUGAGAAUCAUCCGGUUUAUCUCGUGAAGGUCUUCAUCAGACUUCACGGACGCAAUAACGUGGACCGUAGCCUUUGGUUGAUGUCUUGCUUAGCGCGAGGAGAUUGUAGAGAAGCUGGUCUUUGAUCAAAUUCUGAAAACGACGGUUUGACAAAACCUGAACGCGACGAAAGGUUUGUUCUAAAAAUAGUGAACAUAACGGAACCUAUUUGCGUUAUUUUCCAGCGAGGAAACAUUACGACUUUCAGGCUAUAUGGGACAGCUAAGUAUCUUUGCGUAUUAUUGAAUUUUAGUUGAGCGAUAACGCUACCUUGUUUCACGACUACAGUUUUGCCUGUUUCAAGGACAAACUGUAAAAUCAUAAGAUCAAGUUAUUAUCGUCUUAGAACUUAUGUUGGCAAAGGUGAGAUGGAACUAAAUGGGCCAUCGCAUUUCGAAUCCAUUCUAUUAUACACAAAGGUAACUACAAAGGUGCUUGCAGAGUGCAACUCAGCACAAUAGGGACGCAGAUAUGUGUAUAUAUGUCAAUUUAAAGUAAGACAUCGUAGUUUUGUAUCUAUCGUGCCACAUGGAAUCGCUCUUAAAACAAAUUGUCGACGACCUAACGCAUUGUACUGGUGAAACAAUGUUUCACACCUAUGCACCACAGUAAGAUUAAUGAUCACGAGAAUUUACUACGUAUCAUUAUCUAAACCAGAAUCAUACAUAACUAUAAUUGUUAUACAGACUUCAAUUAAAUCAAGCUGGCUUUGAAGAACGGCGCGCAUAUUCCUACCGUCUUUCUUUCUCUUCGCACAAAACACAACUCGUGGAUGUGCCAUUUGGGUCAUUUAGUAUGGUCGACUCCACAUAGCGUGGUAGGAUCCAUCUACUCUGGGCCUUUAGUAGACGGAUCAUAGCC
This is a messenger RNA of Varroa destructor (honeybee mite), 4824 nucleotides long. RefSeq names its product protein THEM6-like. The record is from RefSeq and is a predicted model, not a curated record. Lineage: Eukaryota; Metazoa; Arthropoda; Arachnida; Mesostigmata; Varroidae.